Molecule: messenger RNA, 1440 nt
Organism: Achroia grisella
Lineage: Eukaryota; Metazoa; Arthropoda; Insecta; Lepidoptera; Pyralidae
Product: alanine aminotransferase 2-like
Exons: 10
Coding region: 1-1440 (479 amino acids)
Biological process (GO): biosynthetic process
Molecular function (GO): pyridoxal phosphate binding; L-alanine:2-oxoglutarate transaminase activity
Source: RefSeq, a predicted model, not a curated record
AUGAAGCUGUACAACAAGAGUGUAAAUUGUGAUAACAUUAACAAAAACUUGUUAAAUAUUAGGUACGCAGUGCGCGGACCCAUUUUGGAACGAGCCUCGCAAAUUGAGAGGGAGUUACAAAAGGGCAUCGAGAAGCCGUUCGACAGCGUGGUGCGUGCCAACAUUGGAGACUGCCAUGCCUUGGGACAGAAGCCGAUCACCUUCAUCAGGCAGGUGGUGGCGCUGGCGGCCUGUCCUCAACUGAUGACAUGUCCAGACAUCCCGGCAGACGCGAAGGAGCGGGCCGCAGAGAUCCUGGCAGACUGCACGCGAGGAUCUGUGGGAGCAUAUUCACCAUCAGCAGGUCUGUCCUUAGUGCGAGGUCGGGUGGCGGAGUACCUCACAGCUCGGGACGGAGUGCCAGCCUCCCCCGACGAUGUGCUCCUCGGGUCGGGCGCGUCGGAUCUCAUCAAGAGCGUGCUCUCAAUGUUUGUGCACGAGAAAGAUGGGAAGCCUUCAGCGGUGAUGAUCCCAAUUCCCCAGUACCCUCUGUUCUCUGGUACCCUGUCCGAGCUGGGCCUUCAGCAGGCGGACUACUACCUCGACGAGGAGAACCAGUGGGCGCUACAGCCUCGCGAGCUGCAGAGGAGCUGGACGGUAGCCAGUGAGACUGCGCAUGUCCGCGCCCUGGUUGUCAUCAACCCAGGGAAUCCAACAGGACAGGUACUAGACCGACAGAACAUAGAAGAAGUGAUCAGAUUCGCUUACGAGCACAGCUUGUUCCUAAUCGCAGACGAGGUCUACCAGGAGAACAUAGUCAGCAAGCCGUUCUACUCCUUCAAAAAGGUGAUGUUUGAGAUGGGUGCCCCGUACUCCCAAAUGGAGUUGGCGAGCUUCGCGACCUGCUCGAAGGGCUGGGCGGCGGAGUGCGGGCUGCGGGCCGCCUUCGUAGAGCUGGUAGGGCUGCGGCCCGAAGCGCUGGCGGCGUUGAGAGCCUCUCGCGCGGUCAUGCAGUGCCCCACCGUGCUGGGGCAGUGUGUUCUUGACUGCGUUAUGAGUCCCCCAGCCCCAGGGUCAGCGUCCUACGAGCAGUUCAAUAUAGAACGCUCAGCCAUACAUCGUACUUUGUGCGAGAGGACCUCCGCUGCUUACCAAGUUUUCAACACCAUUCCUGGAUAUUCCUGCAAUCCCAUCGAUGGUUCGAUGUUCGCGUAUCCCCGCUUCGAUGUCCCGGCGCGUGCUCAGCGAGCUGCCCUUGACUCGGGUGUCUCACCAGAUGAGUUCUACUGCAUGCAACUCCUCGAACAAACUGGAGUUUGCGUAGUCCCCGGUACGGGGUUCGGCCAGCUGCCGGGAACCUUCCACUUCCGGACCACGAUCCUGCACCCGGCCGACGAGUUCCAACACAUGCUGCACUCCAUCGCGAAGUUCCAUCAGCAGUUCCUUGAACAGUACUCAUGA